ACUCCAGAACACACCAGUUGAAGAUAUAAGAUGACAUUCUGCAUCUUCAAACAACUUCUUCUGUCAGCAUUAAUUCUCUGCACUUUCUUACAGCAACCCACCAAUGCCCUUAGAAAGACCUAUGUUGUGUACUUGGGAGGACAUUCUCAUGGGACACACCCUUUGCCUAGUGAUCUUGAAACUGCCACAAAUUCCCAUUAUGACUUACUGGGUUCAGUCUUAGGAAGUCAUGAGAAGGCUAAGGAAGCAAUUAUGUACUCAUAUAAUAAGCACAUAAAUGGCUUUGCUGCCUUACUUGAAGAGGAAGAAGCAUCAGAGAUAGCAAAAAACCCGAAUGUAAUUUCUGUUUUCUUGAGCAAAGAGUAUAAAUUGCACACUACCAGAUCAUGGGAUUUUCUUGGACUGGAAAAAAACGGAAGAAUUCCAGCAAAUUCUGCUUGGAGGAAGGCAAAAUAUGGUGAAAAUAUAAUCAUCGCUAAUAUUGAUACAGGCGUUUGGCCGGAACACCCGAGUUUCAACGACAAAGGAUACGGACCAGUCCCCUCCAAGUGGCAGGGGAAAGGUGUUUGCGAGAUUGACCAAUUUAGCGCUGCAAAGAAACAUUUUUGUAACCGGAAGCUGAUUGGAGCAAGAAUCUUCGGCAAAAAUCAUGAGGCCGAAGUUAGCAAGCUUAAGGCAACGGAGCGCACAGCACGUGACGUUGUGGGUCACGGAACCCACACUUUGUCAACGGCUGGUGGGAAUUUCGCUCCUGGUGCAGACGUGUUUGGCAACGGUAACGGCACUGCUAAGGGAGGAUCUCCGAGGGCUCGUGUUGUAGCCUACAAGGUGUGUUGGCAUAAGAUGGAUGCAGGUGGUUGCCAAGAAGCAGACAUUCUAGAAGCGUUCGAUUAUGCUAUUAAUGAUGGUGUCGAUGUCAUCUCUGCCUCUGUUGGUGCUUCCACUCCCUAUGUUGAAGCUUUGUUCACUGAUGGCAUUUCCAUUGGGGCCUUCCAUGCUAUUGCUCGAAACAUUGUUGUUGUUUGCUCUGGUGGCAACGAAGGACCUUCCCCAAGAAGUGUCACAAACGUUGCUCCCUGGAUUUUCACUGUCGCUGCUAGUACCAUGGACAGAGAUUUUCUCAGCAACAUUUCUCUUGGUAACAAGCAAUACCUUAAGGGUGCCAGUCUUAAUAGAGGCUUGCCAUCAUCAUCACGGAAGUUCUAUCCUAUGAUUACUUCUGUGAACGCUAGACUUCCUAAUGCGUCAAUUAAUGAUGCUCGUCUUUGCAAGCCUGGAACUCUUGAUCCUACUAAAGUAAGGGGAAAAAUACUAGUUUGCCGUCGAAGUGAUAAAAUAACAUCAGUUAGUGAAGGACAACAAGGUGCUCUUGCUGGCGCAGUGGCAGUGUUUGUGGAAAAUGACAAGCAAAGUGGAAAUACCCUUUUAGCUGAGCCUCAUAUUUUACCCGCUGCAAGUAUCAGUGGGACUGGUUAUGAAGAUCAAGGAGGUUCCCACGGAAACUCCAGCAAGCAGAUUGUGGCUUAUUUGACUUCUGCAAAAACAUACAUUGGAGUAAAACCCGCUCCAAUUAUAGCUGGAUUCUCGUCUAGGGGACCUAGUGCCGUGCAACCAUUGAUAUUAAAGCCUGACAUAACUGCUCCUGGUGUGAACGUAAUUGCUGCUUAUACACAAGCCGCGGGUCCAUCUAAUCUAGCAUCGGAUAAACGUAGGAUUCUUUUCAAUGUGCAACAAGGAACAUCUAUGGCAUGCCCACAUGUUGCUGGCAUUGCUGGGCUUAUCAAAACACUUCAUCCUAAUUGGAGCCCCGCAGCUAUCAAAUCAGCCAUUAUGACUACUGCUACAACAUUAGAUAACACGAAUCGACCAAUUCAGGAUGCAUUUGAUAAGGUAGCAACUCCAUUCGAAUAUGGUGCUGGACAUAUUCAGCCUAACCUUGCAAUUGACCCUGGGCUUGUUUAUGAUUUAAGCACAAACGAUUACUCGAACUUCUUAUGUGCUUCUGGUUACGACCAAGCUUUACUCAAGUUGUUUGCUAAUUUGAAAUUAUCUUACACUUGUCCUAAGUCUUUCAAAAUUGAGGAUUUUAAUUAUCCUUCAAUUACUGUGCAUCAUCCCGGGUCAAACAUUGUAAAUGUUACUCGAACAGUUACAAAUGUUGGGCCUCCAAGCACUUACGUUGUGAAUACUCACGGCCCAAAGGGAAUUAAGGUUGUUGUUCUCCCAAGUUCGUUGAGUUUUAAGAGAAGUGGAGAGAAGAAGAGGUUUCAAGUUAUUCUCCAAGCAACGAGUGUGACUACUCGUGGUUUUCCUCUGUUUGGGAACUUUUCUUGGACAGAUGGCAAGCACAGAGUAACCAGUCCUAUUGUAGUGCUGUAACCUUAGAAAUUACUCUGAACGCUGUUAUCAUUUGAGUGUGUUUGCAUUUGCUGGUUUUUUGGAUGUAAUAUUAACGUGUUACUUACUCUUCUGGUGUUGAACUGUCACAAAAAUAAGAUAUAUUUGAGGUGUUGAGGCAUUGAACUUUGCUAGGUUGGAGGUAUGUUUGUAAUAAUAAGUUCAUUCAGCAUCACAUGGUGAACUUGUAUCUUUGGAAGUCCAAUUACAAUAUAUGGUUGAGACC
Abrus precatorius (Indian licorice) is the source of this 2623-nucleotide messenger RNA. RefSeq names its product subtilisin-like protease Glyma18g48580. The transcript is spliced from 11 exons. Gene Ontology annotation, biological process: proteolysis. The coding region runs from base 31 to 2379 and encodes 782 amino acids. Gene Ontology annotation, molecular function: serine-type endopeptidase activity. Lineage: Eukaryota; Viridiplantae; Streptophyta; Magnoliopsida; Fabales; Fabaceae. The record is from RefSeq and is a predicted model, not a curated record.